Messenger RNA from Hippocampus comes (tiger tail seahorse), 2183 nucleotides. It is a transcript of the gene trmu, whose product is annotated as tRNA 5-methylaminomethyl-2-thiouridylate methyltransferase. The transcript has 12 exons. Gene Ontology annotation, biological process: tRNA wobble position uridine thiolation. The record is from RefSeq and is a predicted model, not a curated record. Gene Ontology annotation, cellular component: mitochondrion. Bases 104 to 1351 code for a protein of 415 amino acids. NCBI's taxonomy places the organism in Eukaryota, Metazoa, Chordata, Actinopteri, Syngnathiformes, Syngnathidae. Gene Ontology annotation, molecular function: sulfurtransferase activity.
CACCUCCGCAGCAUACCACCACCACAUCCGGUUCAGGCACCACCUCCAGGACCUCCAGACCCAAACUUCACACACAGUCCGUGAAGGGAAUUUAGCGAUUAAGAUGGGUGUUAUACGGCACGUCGUGUGCGCCAUGUCGGGCGGCGUCGACAGCUCCGUCGCGGCCUUGUUGCUGAAGAGAAGAGGCUAUAAUGUGACCGGAGUUUUCAUGAAGAACUGGGAUUCCCUGGAUGAGAAUGGCGUGUGCGCCACAGAGAAGGACUGUGAGGAUGCCUACAAAGUGUGCCAGAUGCUCGACAUCCCCUUCCAUCAAGUGUCAUAUGUUAAGGAAUACUGGCACGAGGUUUUCAGUAAUCUGUUAAAGGAAUACGAGAAAGGAAGGACACCCAACCCAGAUAUACUCUGCAACAAGCAUAUCAAAUUCAACCAUUUCCACAAGUACGCAAUUAUAACGCUAGGUGCUGAUGCAUUGGCAACCGGCCACUACGCGAGGACCUCCCAGGAAGACGAAGAGGUUUUCCAGCAGACCCCCAAAACUGCGCCCCUUGUGCUCUUUAGAAAUCGAUUUGAGUUUCGAAACCCGGUGAGAUUGCACAAGGGGGCCGACCUCGUCAAGGACCAGACCUUCUUCCUCAGCCAGAUCUCCCAGGAUGCCCUGCGGCAGACCAUUUUCCCUCUCGCUGGCCUCACCAAGGAUUUUGUGAAAAAGAUGGCGGCUGAAGCGGGCUUUCACCAUGUACUGAAGAAAAAAGAGAGCAUGGGCAUCUGCUUCAUUGGUGAGAGGAACUUUGAAAACUUUAUUCUGGAGUACCUUGAACCAAAACCUGGCAACUUUGUAUCCAUUGAGGAUGGCACUGUCAUGGGCACACAUAAAGGCUGGUUCACUUUCACGCUGGGCCAGAGGGCGCGGAUCGGGGGACAGAGGGAUGCUUGGUUUGUGGUGGACAAGGAUAUCAAUACGGGCGAUGUGAUGGUGGCGCCGUCGACCAAUCACCCAUCUCUUUUUCGUGACACCCUGCGGACGGAUCGCUUCCAUUGGAUCGCCGAGGACCCGCCGACCCAACUGGCCCGGACCAAGAUGAUGGAGUGCCACUUCCGCUUCAUCCACCAGAUGCCACUAACUCCCUGCACAGUGACUCUCAACAUGGACGGCUCUGUGUGGAUCUCACUGGCACAGUCGCUCAGAGCUUUGACACCUGGACAGUUCGCAGUGCUCUACAAAGGCGACGAGUGCCUGGGAAGCGGUAGGAUCAUCCAGCUGGGGCCCAGUGACUUCACCAUCCAGCGGAGUCGGGAAUGUUCAGCCGCCACUCAGCUCAAUAAAGAGCAGACGCCAGAACCGGUCAGAUGACACGGCCUUGAGAUUUAAAAAAAAUAAUAAUAAUUGCUCAAGUUAUCAAACACUGUGGUAUGAUACCUAAUUACCCCCCCCCCACCCCAUUAGGUUAAUACAUUUACGAUAUUUGAAAAUAUAUUUUCUGGCUACUCCUGUUGUCUCCAGGCAGUAAUGUUCUAUGAGUAUUUGUGCCUUUCCACCAUGUUUUGUCCCUGUCAGGGAAAAAAGGUAGGAUGACACAUACUGUUUACAUGCUGUCAUACUGCUGCCACACUUAAACAAAAAAAACAAAACUCAGGACCAUGUAAUUAUGUCAAGUUUAUUGUUCUAAACCUUUUUCACAUUAGAAUGCGAAUUCAUCACAUUCUUUCAGGAUGCUUUCAGGUUGUGAGUUGAAAUUGAUGAUAAUGAUGGCUAUUGAUAUAUUUCCUCGUGAGAAGAUAAAAGGUAGUCAUAGAAAGAGGCGUGAGCCAAGAUUAGAUUCACCAAAAUGAAGAGAACAGAUUUGAGAUAAAUUCCUCAUUGACACCAACUGCAGAAGCAUGGAAAUAAUGUGAUACGUGCACGUUGUACUGUGAAAAAUGUACUGUUAUAACAAACUUACGUAGUUACAUGAUACUAAGGCUUUUUUUUAGUGUGGCAUUCAUUAAACCAUAAUAUCUCUUCAUUUAUCCAUCUUCUGUACAUAAGAAACUGAAUAUGAAAACCCCAAAACUCAGAAAUUUAAAUAUCAUUUCAUUACCUUGCUAAUAUAUUGGCUUGUCAUUUUUUGACAAAAGCUGUCAGCUUGCCAUUAUCAUUUGGUUCGGUUUUUCGUAUUUUCCGGGAAUGAAAAAAAAAGUGACAU